This is a messenger RNA of Wickerhamiella sorbophila, 666 nucleotides long. RefSeq names its product Survival of motor neuron protein-interacting protein yip12. The record is from RefSeq and is a predicted model, not a curated record. The transcript has a single exon. Bases 1 to 666 code for a protein of 221 amino acids. Gene Ontology annotation, biological process: spliceosomal snRNP assembly. NCBI's taxonomy places the organism in Eukaryota, Fungi, Ascomycota, Dipodascomycetes, Dipodascales, Trichomonascaceae.
AUGCCCACAUCAGGGCGGUUAGAUCCACAAUUUGGACAGCGAUCUGCGUUUCCAAUUGAGUCAGAUAUCGUUGCCACUGAGGGAGAGCCAACUAACGGAGUGGAAUAUGUUCUGAAAGUGCGCCAAGAGGCCGAGGAGAUGGCUCAGAGGGUGAUUGAUUCUGAGCCGGCAGUCAAAAGAAUAGCCAAGCGACCGGCAUCAACUACGCCGGUGCUUGAUUAUGACGAGAGUGCCGACUAUAAAGUGUUUGAGUAUACGAAGCAGGCGCUUGGGGUUGAGGGAGGACGCACUUUACUGGAGCUGUACGCACGAGGGAGAGAAGUUGUCAACAACAAGGACAUUGAACCCUGCGAUUGCGAUAGUCAAGCUACAUGGAAAGAAUAUAUACAGGAAAACCCACCCUUGACUCUAGAUCACAGCUCGAAUCUUCGGGUUAUAAAGUACUUGGCCCGCUGGGGUCGUCAAAGGUGGACGGUCAGUAUGGCUCACUGGGCCUGGAUAACGGUGAUUCGUUUACCAGAGGUUCUGACUGCAGACGAGAUUGCACUUUUACGAGAUUUGGUGAGAGCAGACGAGACUGAAGAAGAGGACAUUAGGCAGUUUCUCGAUGCAAUCCGCCGCAUAGCCGUGGACCAGUUUGGCCAAGCCGACCUUAGAAAACAAUAA